UCACAUGGACAAGAGAUAAAAGCCUAGGGGAACUCAUAGGUCUUGCUCCCCUCCUGCAGCAGAUGCAACAUGCAGUCUUCCUUGGCUCUCCUGAUAACCAUCCUACUGCUGCCUCUGGCACUCCCAGGGCAGCCUCAGAGCCUCAGAGAAGAGUCUACUCCCAGUUCUCUGAACUGCAGCCAGACCCAGUCAGUGCAUGAGCUGGUGCCAGGCUCUACGGGUAAGGAUGGCCUGUGCCAUUGUGUGGUUCACCUGGCCAAUGACCUCAUUCCCCUGAAGAAGCUGGAGCAGCUACAGAGUACAGCCCAGGAGCUCAUGGACAAGUAUGAUCAGGAGCUCUUGAGGGUGGCUAAUGCCAGCCUCAUACUCAAGCUUCUGGCUGACUCAGACCAGCACGAUCUCUGUGCUCUUCGUCAGGAGGUGGAUAGUCUCAAGGACCAGCUAAGAGAGUGUGAGAAGGAGAAGCAAGAAGUGGCCUCUGGACACUCUGGUCCACCCCUGCCCCCCGGCUCUUGUGACCAUGGAGGCCUCCAGAAAGUCAGCAGACCCUUUGUGGUGCAACUCAAUUGGAGAGGCUUUGCACACAAGGCAGGUACCUGGGGUCGAGACUCAGCACCCAAUCCAGACUCUUCCCUCUACUGGGUGGCCCCUAUGACUACAGACAACAGGUACUUUGACUACUACCAGAUGUACAAGUCCUAUGAUGACCUGGUAUUGAUGAAGAACUAUGAGAAGAGGUCAUUUGGCUAUGGUGAUGGCAGUGGUAACACCGUGUACGAAAACUUCAUGUACUUCAACUACUAUGGCACACGUGACAUUGCCAAGCUGAAUCUUUCCUCCAACACCCUGGUGCUACGACGCCCAUUGCCCAGCGCCACCUACAACAACCGCUUCUCUUAUGCUGGUGUGCCCUGGAAAGACUUAGAUUUUGCUGGUGAUGAGAAGGGACUGUGGGUGCUCUAUGCCACCGAGGAGAGCAAGGGAAACAUGGUUAUAAGCCGCCUCAAUACCAGCACCUUAGAAGUGGAGAAAACCUGGCAAACCAACCAGUACAAGCCAGCCAUGUCAGGAGCCUUCAUGGCCUGUGGAGUGCUGUAUGCCCUACGCCCACGGAGCACCCACCAGGAAGAGAUCUUCUAUGCUUUUGAUACCAACACUGGGCGGGAGCGCCAUCUCAGCAUCCUGCUGGAUAAGAUGCUGGAAACACUGCAUGGUAUCAAUUACUCCCCCUUGGAUCACAAGCUCUAUGUCUACAAUGAUGGCUAUCUGAUCAAUUAUGAUCUCAGCUUCCAGAUGCUGAAGCAUAAGCCAUCAAAACUGCCAGCUGAAAAGUUCUCUUGGUUUCCUAUUGCACCAAAGCCUGUCAAACCCCAAAAAACAUCUAGUCCCUGAGACCCCUGGGGCAGAGUAUUGGGAGAAGCAUAUGUCCUCCUCCUCACCCUCCAGAUGGAUCACUCCCCACACCCCCCCACAAAUGGUCAUCAGUCCUACUGAUUGAGAAGUGUUGAUUAUAUUUUUAUGAUUGAUCACUCUUUAUAAUUGACAAUUCUGUAUGACUAAUGACUCAAUCACAUUAAAGUUCUUUUUAGUAAUGGUC
This is a messenger RNA of Felis catus (domestic cat), 1597 nucleotides long. Its product is annotated as olfactomedin-4-like. NCBI's taxonomy places the organism in Eukaryota, Metazoa, Chordata, Mammalia, Carnivora, Felidae. The record is from RefSeq and is a predicted model, not a curated record. Gene Ontology annotation, biological process: signal transduction. Bases 70 to 1392 code for a protein of 440 amino acids. The transcript has 6 exons.